Molecule: messenger RNA, 516 nt
Organism: Pseudovirgaria hyperparasitica
Lineage: Eukaryota; Fungi; Ascomycota; Dothideomycetes; Acrospermales; Acrospermaceae
Exons: 3
Coding region: 1-516 (171 amino acids)
Source: RefSeq, a predicted model, not a curated record
AUGACGUUUACAUUGGUGCUUUCAGCUUUGAUUUUGGUAAGAGUAUCACUCGCCCAGACGUACUCAGCUUCAUUCACUCAGUACGGAUCGACAGACAGCUGGGGCUCCGGUAACUGCAAUGUCAAUACAGCAGCUUGUGGUUUCUAUACAAAUCCCGGAUACUCUGCUGCGGUGUCUGAGAACCUCUACGGCGUCGGUCCAGGAGCUGGAGCGGGUCCAGCAUGCGGUGCUUGCUACAGAUUGACAGCACAGAAGGACAGCUCAGGCAACACACUCAGGAAUGCGGGCACAAGUAUUGUGGUCAUGGUGAACAACCUUUGCCCAGCAUCCGGAAAUCCGCUUUGCAGUCAGAAUGGUCUGUCUGGCCAAAACCAGUAUGGGGCAAAUGUCAACUUUGAUCUUUGCAUUGACUCCGGAGCAGCCGGAGCACUGUUUGGUGAUUCCGGAGUGGGACUGGCAACAGGUUCUGCUGAAGAAGUGGAUUGUUCGCAGUGGUCAGGAACGCAACGGUCGUAG